CCAAAAGCUCCUUACAGAGAAACCUCUUACCAGUCACUUUCCACAAAUGGCACAUACACCUAAAGGUACUUAGUGAAAAUCCUUGAGAGGUAUUUAAUGCUAAAGAAGCUAGUCUCCUCAGUGUCUCGCUGAAAUCCAUACACACGCAGGUAAGGAGAAGUGCAGGACAGGCCCAGGACCAGUGAGUGACUUUGCUCCAGUCAGGCUUUGUCACCCCGAGAACUUGCCAGGAUGUGUGACAUGGGGGGCCUGGACAACCUGAUUGCCAACACAGCAUACCUGCAGGCCAGGAAGAGCACGGAUGGGGACACCAAGGAGAUGCAGAGGAGGCGAAAGAGCCUGUCACUGCCCAAGCCUGAGCAGUGUACAGAGGUCAGAGAGGCCCUCCCCGCUGAGUAUGAAAGCGUCUGUGAGCAGCAGCCCAUUGGCAAAAGGUUCUUCAGGGAUUUCUUAGAGACCAUGCCUGAAUACCUCGUGGCCAAGAACUUUCUGGAUGAGGUGUCCAACUGGGAGCUGGCGGAGGACAAUGCCAAAAGCAGCAUCCUGCAGAGCUUGGUCACCAACUUCCUAAAGUCUGGCUCCAAGGACUACCUAGCCUUCAUAAGCUCAGGCCUGUCCAGCAAGUGCCAGGCAGCCACUGAGAAGGACUAUGAGAGUAUCACGCAGCUGGCAAAGGAGGAGACAAAGGCCUUCCUUCAGGAGAAGCCCUUCCAGGACUUCCAGAAAACCCCCUUCUAUGACAAGUUUCUGCAGUGGAAAGUCUUUGAGAAGCAGCCAGUGAAUGAAAAGUACUUCUACGAGUUUCGGGUGCUUGGUAAAGGUGGCUUUGGAGAGGUUUGUGCCAUUCAGGUGAAAAACACCGGCAAGAUGUAUGCAUGCAAGAAACUGGAUAAGAAAAGACUGAAGAAGAAAGGUGGGGAGAAGAUGGCUCUGUUAGAAAAGGAAAUCCUGGAGAAAGUUAAUAGCCCUUUCAUAGUCACCCUCGCCUAUGCCUAUGAGAGCAAGAGCCACCUGUGUCUUGUUAUGAGCCUCAUGAAUGGAGGGGAUCUUAAAUAUCACAUCUACAAUGUGGGAGAGAGGGGAUUGGAGAUGAACAGGAUCAUCUUUUAUUCAGCUCAGAUCACCUGUGGGAUUCUGCAUCUCCACUCUAUCAAAAUCCUUUAUAGGGACAUGAAGCCAGAAAACGUACUCCUGGAUGAUAACGGCAACUGCAGAUUGUCUGAUUUGGGCUUGGCAGUACAAGUGAAAGAGGGGAAGUCCAUCAACCAGAGGGCUGGAACUAAUGGUUAUAUGGCUCCUGAAAUCCUGAAGGAAGAGAAUUACUCCUACCCUGUGGAUUGGUUUGCUAUGGGAUGUAGUAUUUAUGAGAUGGUUGCUGGUCGAACUCCAUUCAAGGAUUUCAAAGAAAAAGUCAAUAAGGAUGAAGUGAAAAAAAGAACCUUGGAAGAUGAAGUGAAAUUUGAACAUGCCAACUUCACAGAGGAGACAAAAGAUAUUUGCAAGCUGUUCUUGGCUAAGAAAGCAGAGGACCGUUUAGGAAGCAGGAGCAGUGUUGAUGAUCCAAGAAAACAUGUUUUCUUCAAAACAAUAAACUUCCACAGGUUGGAGGCAGGCCUCAUAGACCCCCCUUUUGUGCCAGAUCCAUCAGUUGUGUAUGCCAAAGAUGUAGCAGACAUUGCUGACUUCUCUGAAAUCCGGGGGAUUGAGUUUGAUGACAAAGAUAAGAAAUUCUUCAAGAAAUUUGCAACAGGUGCUGUCCCUAUACCCUGGCAAGAAGAAAUUAUUGAAACAGGACUUUUUGAAGAACUGAAUGAUCCUAACAGAGUAGCUUCUGGGGGAUGUGCAAACGGAGGUGAAGCCAAGUCAGGAGUUUGUUUAUUGUUAUAAAUUUCACAUAGUUAACAAAAAGGGGUGAAAAAUGCACCACAGAACUUUCCAGAUUCCAACAGUGUUUCAAAAACUCAGCUACACUGCUUAAGAAGUAUUGUUUAACCUAGACAUGAAAUCACCAAGACAAGUAGGACCACAAAUUAAAUGGCUAUCAACAGGACAAGUAGGACCACAAGUUGAAUGAAUAUUUUACUACUUUGUUCUAGCAACACAGAUAAUCUGUUUGUUGGGUUGGAAGCUAUCAAAAUGAAUUAUCAGAUUUAUUUUAGGAAAUAUAAGAAGACAGCUGUCCAUCACUGCGUGUAUGUGAAAUAUGAAAGCAGUAGCAAGGUGAAGAGAAACCUGUUCUAAAAAUUAAUGAGUCUGUCAUUGUAAUAUAUUCUUUUCUUGAUCUCUCAAUCUCUCUCCUUUUUUUAAUUCAAAUGUUUCCCCUUUUCUACAGUUUUCAAUAAAGGCUUUUAAAUUAUGAAGAAAUACUCUUAGUAAUUAGACAGUGAAUUUGGACUUCAUGCAUCAAACAAACUUCAGAAUCUUUUGACUAUCUAGAUUUCUCAGUUCACCUUAGCCACCGAAUGGUUCCAUAGUAAUAUGUCCAAAUUCUCAUUAAUAUAGAAAAUUCAGUUAGCAUAAGGACAAAAAGAAUGUCAGAUUUUCCUCUGUCUUGACUUAGACUGAGAGUAAACUAGUGAAUUUGAGAAAACAAAUUGACUUAAUAUUGUGUAAACUUAAUCUUUUGAGUAGUUAUACUACACCUUUUAUGAAGAAAUGGAUAUUUGAUUGAUAAUGUACAUUUUUUAUUUUGCUACCAAGUUCAUCAUUCCAUUGGGUUGUCCUGAUAUAUGUGUCUAUAUUUGGUUUAAACUGUGGUUUAAAUUAAACUGACAUACCACUUUGUAACUGGCCUUUAAAAAUAAGUUUCUAAAUAUAAUAACAAUGUUAAUUCAAUCCACCACAAAAAGAAAAUACAUUGCACUAUUUUUAGAAGUGAUAUGGAAAAUGAUGUAAGUUGAUAUAUUAGUCUAACUGUAUAGUUUCACCAGUUGUUGGACAAAACUUUAUAUAUUUCUAUUUAUUUUGAGUUAGAACACCCUGAAAUUAAUUCAUUUGGGAUGCAAUUCUGCACAAAUUCUACAUCAGACAGGUAGUAUGCUUACUACCAAGAGAAGUCCUCAUGACUGUUCAUAUGUUAGUAAUCACUAUACUACAUAGUAACUGCUAACAGGAUUAGGUCUCUUUUGUCCCCCCAGUUUCUACUGAUUUCAAUGGAAGCUGAUGGCGUUCAGCUCCAUAGAGCAUUGGAGCAUUAGCACUCAGUCCUGCAUUCCUUACAGGAGCAAGUUUUCUACUCAACUCAAAGGUUUCUAGAGGAUUAGGCUUCUAUAUCUGAUUUACAGAGGAAUUGCUGAAGAUACUCUGCAUCUAAUGCAGUAGUUUUUAAACUAUGGAUUGUGACCCAGUACUGAGUCCUGGAAUGUCAGGCGCUGGGUCUUGUUGCAGGGUGAUUGGUGGGAGUGCUAAGGCAGGCUUCCUGCCUACUCUGGCACUGCAGGCUGUCUUGUGUCCCAGAAGUGGCCAGCAGCAGGCCUGGCUCCUAGGUAAGAGGGGGGAAGAGUGCACAGGGCUCCAUACUCUGCCCCUGCCCUGAGCACUAGCUCCAUACUCCCAUUAGCUGGGAGCCUGCUGCUGGCUGCUUCUGAGGUGCAACUUGUUCUGUGGUGCCAGGACAGGCAGGAAGCCACCGUAGCACCCCCAAUGCACCGCUUACAGAGAGCCACUUGAAGUAAGGCUCUCCUGACCUAGCUCUAACCACCCCCCCAGCCAAAGCCUCCUCCUAAAACGCAAAGCUCUCAUCCUCAGCCCCACCCCAGAGCCCACAUUUUAGUCAAAAUAUCUUGGGUUGCAGGCCUCAACAAUUUUCUUCAACUGAGUCAUGAGAAAAAAAAGUUUGAAAAUCAUUGGUUUAAUGAACAGUAUGUGGGUUUAAAUAUCCUUAAUAAACUAUUAAUAUAAUAGCUUUGCUCAUUCCAAAUAUGUACCUGUGAAACCAUACAUUUCAGAUACUUAAAAAAUGAUCUAUAAGUACAGGUAAAUACACACAUUUGCUGUUGUAUUUCCUAAGUUUUGUACAGACUGAUUAAGUAUAAAAGGAGUGGUUUCUUUUUCUUCUUUUAAAAAUAUUUCUCCAAUUUUCUUUUUUCUUGUUCUUCAUUUAAUAUGAAAGAUUUUAUUUCAUUUGGAUAAUUCUGUUGAUGAAUGCUAUUUGGGCACCAGAAAUUGAAUUCUGAUAUGGAUCACAUAACCUUUUUUAGAGAUAAAACACAAACAACUACCAUCAUGGAGGACCCUGGCCAGUCUAUCAAAUUAUUGUAACUUUGCUAUUGGCCAAAUUGUGAUUUAUUCUGUUCAUAUGGCAGCAAAGAUGGUUUUGAAAGGGUAUUGAAAGAUGGAUGAACCUGGAGAUAAAAGAUGAUGUUGUGGUUCUAACUAGAGAUGUUAAAAUUAGAUUAAUCAACUAAUCAAAUAGUCGAUGGAAUGUCCAUUGAAUAUUCAAUUACCCAAUAAGGGCCCUUCCGCUUUGAAAGGUGACAAGAGCCACCCGGCUGUUGCUAUAUUUCAAAGUGGAAGUGCCGCAUGGAGCCUGGGGCCAGCAGGGGACUCAG
Messenger RNA from Pelodiscus sinensis (Chinese soft-shelled turtle), 4550 nucleotides. It is a transcript of the gene GRK7, whose product is annotated as G protein-coupled receptor kinase 7. Gene Ontology annotation, molecular function: rhodopsin kinase activity; ATP binding. Gene Ontology annotation, cellular component: cytoplasm. Lineage: Eukaryota; Metazoa; Chordata; Testudines; Trionychidae. The record is from RefSeq and is a predicted model, not a curated record. Gene Ontology annotation, biological process: signal transduction; regulation of signal transduction; protein phosphorylation.